AUGUGCAACGGGCGGGAGUGCGGGCGGGAGCGCGCGUUCCGCGCCUCCCUGCACGAGCACGACGCGAGGCCGGGGCCGGAGCCGGCGGCGUCUGCGUGCCGGCGCGACGCGAAGGCGGAGGCCAUGACGGUGGCGACGUUGCCGGCCAAGGGACGCGCGCGGGCGGCGACGGGGGAGGAGCGGGAGCAGGAGUGGAGGCAGCGGCCGCGGCAGGCGGUGGCCGAGGCGGAGAUCGAGAGGACGGAGAAGCUCAUGCACCUGCUCCUCUGGGGACCCAACUGA
Miscanthus lutarioriparius is the source of this 282-nucleotide messenger RNA. The record is from the annotation of a GenBank genome assembly. Lineage: Eukaryota; Viridiplantae; Streptophyta; Magnoliopsida; Poales; Poaceae.